ACUUGUUUUGUUUCUCCUGAUAUCCCUGGCGUCUGACGGAGCAUCCAAUGAAUACAUACAUGAUCUUGACAUGUGGAAUGUCAUGACUUUCGAUUGUGAUUGGGAUUCUUGUGGGUUAUGGUGGAUUUGGUGAGCCUUGUACUGGGACGGCUGCUGUUACAUCUGGUGUCGAAUUUGGCGUUCUUCAUACUCAUGCAUGAGCGAGUCUCGAGCCCGCAUUGCAUAUCCUGGACGGGGGGAUCUGUUGCAAAUAAUGCUUGCUGCCGUCAUCUCAGCUUGCCAUAUUGUUGGUUGGCUGCUCCAGUCUCUGUUGUGACUUGUUGGGCUACGGUUUGAGUGUGCACCAUCUUCUGUAUCAUACUACAAGAUAUCAUCCCUGAAGAAUGUAAAAGACCAAAAAAGGGGGGCCGUUUGGCCUACCAACC
Messenger RNA from Aspergillus saccharolyticus JOP 1030-1, 425 nucleotides. RefSeq lists its product as uncharacterized. The coding region runs from base 118 to 336 and encodes 72 amino acids. Lineage: Eukaryota; Fungi; Ascomycota; Eurotiomycetes; Eurotiales; Aspergillaceae. The record is from RefSeq and is a predicted model, not a curated record. The transcript has a single exon.